Molecule: messenger RNA, 1413 nt
Organism: Cavenderia fasciculata
Lineage: Eukaryota; Evosea; Eumycetozoa; Acytosteliales; Cavenderiaceae
Exons: 2
Coding region: 1-1413 (470 amino acids)
Source: RefSeq, a predicted model, not a curated record
AUGGAUGAUCAUAACUCUCAUGUAUUCGAUAAUACCUACUAUUACAUCUAUCAGGUCGCAACUGGGAUGGUUUUGAAUUGUGGAGCAUUGAAAGAUCAACUUUGUGACCGAAAAAGCAGAGCCGAUGGAAAAUACAAUCGACAUUGGAGAUUUCUCCCAGUCCCUAACAAAGAGAAUACCUAUAAUAUUUUGAACCGAAGGGCCAACGGAGGGUGGUUAGAUGCUGAUACGGGAGGUUCAAGAGCUAGAAAAGAAUAUAGACCAGACAAUCUUUAUCAACAAUGGACCCUCGAGCCUGUUCCCGAAAACACUGGAAGAUAUUGGAUGGUACAAGUAGCUCGAAAUACUGGAAUCUCCACCAAAAUGGUUCUAGAUUGCAACGGCUACAAUGCUUCGGUUAGACAUUUGAACACAGAUGAUAAUAAUUUAUAUCAACAAUGGGAAUUCAUUCAGUAUAUGGAUGAACAUAAAAACUGGUUCCAAAUCUCCAAUGUCAUGUAUCAAAACGUCUACCUUCUAGCAUCAAAAGAUGGAACACUUCAAACCUAUGUCCAAAUGAGUUACCCAACAGAAUUAUUUAGACUGGAGCCAGCUCAUCUGAAAGGUGAAACAAACUUUUUUAUUUAUGGAAGAGAUUCCAAUCAAAUUCUUUCAACAAAAUCUGGUUCAAAUUCGGUUAGAAUGGUCAAUAGAGUUGAGGGUGCUGGAAAUGUGUGGACUGUGAAGCGUAACACUUGGACAGGGCGAGAAGACACUUAUUUUUUCAUUGACACAUUUGAUAAUGCUUUAGAGGCACCCCCUUCAUCAUCAACAAAGUUUGGUGCUGUUCAAGCUAAUCGUGUGGACUUUUUUAAUCCUGACCAACAAUGGAAACUCAACUUCAUCGACCCCAAAUCACAAGGUGUUGUAAUACCUUUAGAUUUGAACACUAAAACAUACUCUGUUGGUAUUUUCCAAUGGUUUUGUGACAGGGUUCAUAAAAGAUCUUUUAACCCCGAAGCUAUAGAUGGUGUGGGUUUAAUAAAAGGAGUCGAGAAUGGAAAUCUGGUUGGAGUAAGACUUAAGGAAAACAUAAGUGAGAUCCUCAAUAGUACUCCAAUAGGUUUCUCAUACUAUUGGGUAUACACACCCAAACAAGCCAUCAUCUAUGUUCUACAAAAUGAUGAAAAAGGUGGAAACAAGACAUACAUUGCCCACUCCCAGCUCGGAAAAGGUGAACCAGUCAUUUGUGCCGGGAAAUUCAAAAUGAAAGAGAAUUCAAACCUCGAGAGCAUUAUGUUCGGCUUGGCUGAUAAUUCUGGUCAUUACUCCCCAAAGGGUGUAAAGUGUAUUCCACCAGUUCUGGAAUACCUCAAGGGUCUUGGGUUUAAUGGUGUUGACUCUACUCAAAUUUGGGUGGAUGGGGACCCCUAG